AUGGCAUCAAUCGCCUUCCCCCAGCUAGCCAAGAAGGUCACGCUCAGCGACGGGACGACGUACGGCUACGUCCACGUCCUCGCGGGCCCGUCCAAACCGACAUUUCUGCUCAUACACGGAGCGCCGAGCUCGAGCUACGUGUGGCACCACCAGAUCGAGUCCCUGCAAAAGGCCGGCUUCGGCGUCGUGGCUCCGGACCUGCUCGGCUACGGCGACUCGGACCGCCCGGCCGAGGUCGAGCGGUACCAAAUCAGCGCGGGCGCGGCACAGAUCGCCGAGCUUGUUCGUACUGUCGUUGACGCCAACACAAAAGUCAUCGGCGUCGGCCACGACCUCGGCUCACCCAUCCUGUCGCAUGUGUAUGUCCGUAACAAGCACCUCUUCAGCGGCCUCGUCUUCAUCGCCGUCGGGUUUGUCAUCGUCGACGCCAAGAUGGACCCCGACUUCAUGAACACCGCCUCGCGCCAGCUGCUGGGCUACAGCACGUCGGGAUACCUGCGCGUGUUCGUGGCGCCCGGUACGGACGCCUUGGUCGAGAAACACGACGCCGCCUUCGACUCGCUGAUGUACUGUGCAGACCCGGCUGCCUGGAAGGAGCACCUCGGCGCCGAGGGCGGGCUGGAGAAGUUUCUCGACGAGGGCAAGCCGCUGCCCGUCGCCAGCUGGAUCUCGCCCGCCGAGCUGGCGAUGCAUAAUCUCAUCCUCAAAGGCAGCUAUACGGGUGUCUUUAACUGGUACCAGGCCGCGUACCUCGUCGACCCGCCCGCCGCGGACCGCGCGCUCACGGCUGAGGACAAGAAGGUUACAGUGCCGACGCUGCUGGUCGUCACUGGGAAGGACUAUGCGGUUAUUCCGGAGGCCCAGGUGCAGCUGACGCAGGCCGUGGCCGAGGAUUUGACCGUCGAGCGCCUCGAUGUCGGCCACUGGGCCAUGCUCGAGGUCAAGGAUAGGGUAGGGCAGCUGCUUGAGGAUUUUGCUACGACUCGGGGGUUGUAA
Molecule: messenger RNA, 996 nt
Organism: Lasiosphaeria miniovina
Lineage: Eukaryota; Fungi; Ascomycota; Sordariomycetes; Sordariales; Lasiosphaeriaceae
Product: Alpha/Beta hydrolase protein
Exons: 1
Coding region: 1-996 (331 amino acids)
Molecular function (GO): hydrolase activity
Source: RefSeq, a predicted model, not a curated record